Molecule: messenger RNA, 3684 nt
Organism: Seriola aureovittata
Lineage: Eukaryota; Metazoa; Chordata; Actinopteri; Carangiformes; Carangidae
Gene: col9a2
Product: procollagen, type IX, alpha 2
Exons: 34
Coding region: 434-2509 (691 amino acids)
Source: RefSeq, a predicted model, not a curated record
GCACCGUGGCCUGGGUAAAAAAAAGGACGAAGUCUCGACACAUGGAGAAAGGAGUUGGCAUUGUGCCACCAUAAAGUGUGACAGAUUUCUUCAAACACUGCCGUCGGUCAAUCAUUGGGGAAAUGUUUCAGAGGAGCUCGAAACAUGAGAGAGGAAAUGAGCCGAGACGGACGUGCCGAAAAACACACCGUGGGAGAUGGAAGCAAGCGAGACAAAGGCAGAAAUCAGCUCUCUCCUUUCUCCUGCGUGGAUUUUUCAGGGCUGUGUACAUAGCCCCACCACCUCUUCCUUCCCUCCCCCCCUCUUUCCUCUCGUCCAGCUUUGCUUCACCAGUUCCGCACUGUGCCGGCCUGGAGAGGAGUAAGGGAGCGGAAAGAGGAGCAAGAAGAGAGGAUUUGGUGAACCGAGGAGAGACAGACAGGGGAGAGGGACCAUGGCUGCUCUCUCUGCCUUGCUGAAGACCUGGGUUAUACUGCAGACCUUGUGCCUGGCUCUGGCCCAAGUGAGGGGUCCACCUGGACCUCAGGGCCAGCCCGGCCUACCAGGCCCUUCUGGCACUCCUGGAUCGGACGGCAUUGAUGGAGACAAAGGACCUCCCGGGCCCCCUGGUCCACCAGGACUUAAGGGAGAGCCAGGAGAACCAGGCCCCGAUGGUGUGCCAGGAGAGAACGGCAUUGAUGGUUUGAUUGGAGCAAAGGGUGACCGAGGUCCUUUUGGGAGCCCUGGCCCUAAGGGACAACCUGGACCAAGUGGCGAGCCUGGCCCUCCUGGAUCCGGCCUUCAAGGACUGGCUGGUGCUCCAGGGCCAAUCGGUCUUCCAGGUGAAAUUGGACCAACUGGACCAAAGGGCAUCAUCGGACCAUCUGGACCUCCAGGACUUCCUGGACCUCCUGGCAAGCCAGGUCCUCCAGGGAAGUUCAUUGGUGGGGAAGAGGGCAGUGCAGACUUCCAGUGUCCUCUUAACUGUCCAGCAGGACCAAAAGGCCCACAGGGACUGCAGGGAGUCAAGGGACACAAAGGACGUUCUGGUGUUCUCGGAGAGCCUGGCAGCAUAGGAAAACUGGGCCUCAAGGGAGAAGUGGGCAUCUCUGGGGAACAGGGCAUCCCAGGACCUCCGGGUCCGAUGGGCCUGAGGGGUUAUCCUGGAAUGAUGGGUCCUAAAGGAGAGGCAGGUCCUAGUGGUUACAAGGGCAUCAACGGACCUGUAGGAAUUCCUGGGCCUCCCGGUGAGGAGGGACCUCAGGGACCACCUGGAGAAGCAGGAGACAAGGGAGACAAAGGCAGCAGAGGUAUCCAAGGCCCACAGGGUGCGGUUGGCAAAAAGGGAGAGAAUGGUCUGCCGGGUAUUGAUGGAAAAGAUGGCACACCUGGUAUUCCUGGAAUCAAGGGCAGCCCCGGCCAGGCUGGGAUGCCUGGUUCCCCUGGUCCUCAGGGAACAGCUGGAUUGCCUGGCAGUCCUGGGUCUAAAGGUGGACCUGGGGCUAAGGGCGAGCCUGGACCUAGAGGUCAUGUUGGCAUGCCUGGGGCCCCUGGACCUCUGGGUGAACCUGGUCUUCCUGGUGAGGCUGGUAUGGAAGGAGUCCCUGGACCCAAGGGUGACAGAGGACAGCGGGGAGAAGUUGGGCCACAGGGAAUAGUCGGCAAGCCUGGAGGCAAAGGAGAGAGAGGGCCCAUUGGUAUCCCAGGUGCCCAGGGCCUUAGUGGAACCAAGGGAGACAAGGGCUUCCAAGGCAAAGUCGGGUCAAAGGGAGAUGUCGGUGACCCUGGUGUUGAGGGAUUGGCUGGCGAGAAAGGUGAAAAGGGUUUGUCUGGUGAACCCGGGCCCAAAGGACAGCAAGGAAUUAGGGGUGACACUGGACACAAUGGACCCACUGGAGACCCUGGUAAACCAGGAGACCAGGGACCAUCAGGGCUGCCUGGUCCUAGGGGACUCAAUGGAGAGCGAGGAGUACCCGGCAUGCCGGGCAUUCAGGGUUCAUCAGGACGUGAUGCAUCCGACCAGCAUAUCAUCGAAGUGGUGUUGAAGAUGUUGCAGGAGAGGCUAGCAGCAGUGGCGGUGAGCGCCAAGAGGGCUGUGCUCGGUGGUGCAGGUGUAAUGGGACCUCCCGGGCCCCCUGGACCUCCAGGAUCAUCUGGCCCCCAGGGGCCUCAUGGCUUACCUGGUGCCCGUGGCAUUCCUGGUAUCAUUGGAGCACCAGGACAGAUUGGAAACACCGGCCUUAAAGGAAAGAGAGGGGCAAAGGGAGAUAGAGGAGAUCCUGGUAAACCUCAUCCAGGACCACCAGGACCCCCAGGAAUACAAGGUCCUCCUGGUGUAGAUGGUGUGGCCCGGGACGGCAGGCCCGGAGAGAGAGGACCUCAGGGAUCAGCCGGAGAGGCCGGUCGCCCCGGUAAGGCCGGUGCAACGGGUCUGCCAGGCUUCUGCGAGGCAGCGAUGUGUCUGGCCGCAUCAGCAUACACCUCUCCGAGACUACAGGAAGCGGGAACGAUCAAAGGACCCAAUGUCUAGAGACCUGUCUCUCCAUCAGCAGCUCACAACACCUGGGAGAGAGGAAGAGAGAAAGAGAAGGAAGGAGAGAGACCACUCUUCUCAGUCGGACAACAUCAAGAGCGAGGGGUGGGGUGGGGUGGGGUGGGGUGGGGUGGGGGUGGGGGUGGAGCAAUAAUAGUGACUAGAUGUAUGACGCCCCCUCCUGAAACUCACAACCUAAAGUUUUGACUGGUGGAACAUACUCUGAUCUUAAUCCCCCACAUCACCAUGACAACAGCAGCUCACAGCCACCCACAACGUUUUUGAAUUCUCUAGUGUUUUUGGAUGGUGUCAGUGUCAGUCCCAUCAAAAUAUCCCAGCCCUGUUCCAGCAGUGAGAGAGGAGCAGAUUUACAUUGCAUCUCCUCGUCUCCCACCACAGUAUCUCUGAGCUGAGAAGGGGUGAAAACCAAGCGUGGUGAAGGGUGCUUCUCUUUUACACCGAGGUCACUUUAAAUGGUUUUAUAUAUAUGCAACUUUUUUGUUGGAGAGUGUUUUAAAGUUUAAAUACCCUGUCUGUCUUGCAACAUCACACCUUAUGCCUUUUAAAAGUGUACAAAAAGGACCAAUAAAUGAUUACAGCCUAAUGUCACACUCAGUGCUGUAUUGUAAAAUGUAGUAGUUUAAUCAGUCAGCUUGAGUGAAUUUACCUCAUGUGUACAUUGCUCCCCCUUCCUCCCUCCCCUUCCCCCUUCCCUUCCCAAUCCCCCGCUUUCUACCCAAGUCUCAUUUUAGAAACUAACGACUAGCUUUAUCUCUUCCUCUUGUUGCCUGGCAACAGCAUAUCCCGAUGGGCACUCCCAUCUCCCACAAUGCAGUGCUGUAAAUCUUUGUAAAUGUGUGUUGAUUAUUAUGUAGAGAAAAAGGAAUGGGUUACGAUAUGCACCAACAAAAAUCCUGUGUUAAUGAAUUCAGUGAAUAAUAAAAAGUUCAGACAGAAGUAACAGCUUUUCUCCAAACGAAUCAGUUACCAGUCCGAAUGUGCCUCCUAUGCCACUGUCAACUGUCCACAGGGUGUAACCGAUUCAAUAACUGAUUUAUUUUCAUCUACAAAAGCUAUUUAUUGUUCUUUAUAUAAUCAUCUGUAAAGAGGGUUUUUGUCUGGCUGUUCAGGUAAACCCAAACAAAUAAAAAGGAACCUUUUGUAAAAUCCAA